AUGUCUGAUUCCGAGCCUGAGGAGAAGCCCAGCUUUCCUCUUGAACAUUACACCAUCGGCUGGAUUUCUGCACUUUCAGAGGAACUGGGGGCCGCCCGUGCUAUGCUUGACCAAGAACAUGAGCGUCUCUCACAUCAACACCGCAAUGAUGAGAAUACCUACAUUCUGGGUAACAUCAAGCAGCACAAUAUUGUUAUGCCCGUUUUGCCUGAGUAUGGUAUCAGCUCUGCCACCAGCGCUGUCAAGUCAAUGGUACACACGUUUCCUAAAUUAAUAUUCAUUCUCAUGGUGGGAAUUGGAGGCGGCGUACUAAGCAAGAAGAACGACAUUCGGCUUGGUGAUGGUGUUGUUUCUGAGCCCAACGGUCAAGGAGGCGGUGUCAUCCAGUAUGAUAUGGGAAGAAUGGAAAUCGAUACCUUUGUCCGCGUGGGCGUUAUGAACAAGCCCCCAAAGCUCCUUUUAUCCACGUUGCGCACGCUGAGAUCAGACCCUAAACAGGGCAAGAAUCUCUCAAGGAUCCUUAAGAAGGCCCUGGAAAAGUGCGAUGACCAGGAAGAUUGGGCUUAUCCCGGCUCCGAAAAGGACAUACUCUUCAGACCCGAUUAUCCUCACCUCAGAGGCGACGACUGCGACGCGUGCAACGAGGACCAGAACCCCAAGAACAUGGUCGAGCGCAAGCCUCGGAAGUCCAAUAACCCCAAGAUUCACUACGGGAACAUUGGAUCUGGCAAUAUGGUCAUCAAGGACGCCCGACGGCGUGACAGCAUUGCAGAAAAGGAAAGCCUCUUGUGCUUCGAGAUGGAAGCGGCGGGUCUUAUGAACGAGUGGCCUUGUCUGGUCAUCCGGGGCAUCAGCGAUUAUGCCGACUCGCACACAAAUGGGGAUUGGCAGCAGUAUUCAGCCAUGGCCGCUGCCGCAUAUGCUAGAAUGCUGUUGUUGGAGGUUCCGCUUCAGAAGGUUGAGGAGCUGGAGCAAGUGCGGGAGCUUGUUCAAGGCAUCAGGAAGGAUGUCGAUACUCUUGUCGGUGUGAAACACGAUCGUGAUGCUACCAAGAUUCUUGAAUGGCUCACUACGGUGGACUACGCCCCUCAGCAUAACGACUUGUUCAGACAACGACAACCCGGAACUGGUCAAUGGUUCCUGGACUCACAAGAGUUCCAAACCUGGGUAACAUCGAAAACACCCAAGUUAUUCUGCCAUGGGAUUCCUGGUGCGGGCAAAACGCUCAUCACAUCAAUCGUCAUCGACCACUUAUGCCAACGGUUUGGCAGCGACCCGAGCGUGGGGAUUGCUUACAUUUACUUCAAUUUCCGGAAGCAAGAUAUCCAGAAGCCUGAAGAGCUUCUUUUGAGUUUAUUGAAGCAGCUUACACAAAGAAGCUCCCCUCUUCUCUCGUCCGUCACAGAUCUCUUUGGGAAACACGAGACAUUUCGUACCAGGCCAGCACUGGAGGCUACUAUUGAGACCAUUCACGAUGCGUGCUCGAAGAACUCAAAAACUUUCAUUGUCCUUGACGCACUAGACGAGUGUCACCCUCCCAACUUAUCCAAGUUCCUGGAUGGGCUGCAUACACUCCAAAAAGACGGUGGACUUAACAUCUUUGCCACUUCCCGAUUCAAGCCAGAGGCUACACCCCUCUUUCUAGAAUGUCUCGAGAGAGAGAUCAAAGCAGCUGAUGAAGAUAUCCUCAAGUAUUUACAGGACAGAAUACAGCACAACUGCCCUGACUAUUUGUGUGAUGUUGACUUGCGCCAGAUGGUUGAGAAAGGAGUCUUGGAAGCUGCUAGUGGAAUGUUCCUUCUUGCAAAGUUCCAAACUGACUCAUUGCUCUCUCAGCCCACAAAGGGGCACCUCUUGGAAGCUUUACAGAACCUAGGAAAGGGGGAACUGGCGCUAGAUGAUGCAUACGACCAAAUAAUGAAGAGGAUCACAAAUCAACCACAAAAGGACAUGGCCAUGGAGGCAUUGCUGUGGAUCGUGUACUCAAAAAGGCCACUGGCGACUUUGGAACUCUUGCACGCUCUUGCCGUUGGAAAGGGCGCAAAGGCUUUCAACCCUGACUAUAUCCCAAAGCUCCCUGACCUACUGGCACUUUUUGCUGGGUUAGUCGUUUUCGACAAAGAAAGCAACAUCAUCCGACUGGCUCAUCAGACCGCCCAGGAGUAUUUUGAACGAAACAAGGGUUAUUUUCCGGAGGCAGCGUCCUUCAUCACAAAGGCGUGUGUCCAAUAUCUUUCAUCUGGCAUCCGUAUAUACAAGCCUCUUAUGGCGGUUGUCGAUGCAAUCUACCUCCUACUUGAAAGCCCCUUCUCCGGCUAUGCAGCGCAAAAUUGGGGCCAUCACGCGCGUGACAGUUUCGAAGAGAAUGGAACCAAGACCAAAGAUAUAAACAAGCGAAUCAUGUCCUUCAUAAACUCAGGGACCAACGUCGUUUCAUCGUCCUUCCUCCUGCAGUUCACCAAAGCCGGAAGAAUACGGCCUGACCGUAUGGUGACGGGGCUCCAUCUCGCAGCAUCUUUUGGGCUGGUCGAUCAAGUCAGUACUCUCUUACGCCACGGCUAUGAUCCGCUUCAGGCCGACACCAAGGGAAUGACACCAUUGCUCUGGGCGGUUUGGGAAGGACAAAACAGAGUGGUAGAGCUGUUUCUGGCAGGUGGCAGGGUUGAUGUGAACCUGAUGUAUCCUUUCAGGCACGACCUCCCUAUUUGGCAAAAGUCAAGACCAGAUCUGAAACUCCCAGAAAUUCCCCACGCUUAUGCUUUUCCACGAGAAGCAGGGUUCCCAGAUAUCGUCGAGAUGCUACUGAAUAGUGGCGCAGAGAUUGACUAUGCUUAUUGCCUACCGAUCCAUUUCUUUAACGUGGUUUUGGAUCACCGGAAGAUAUUUGGCAACCCGGUCGAGAGCGGUGAUAGUUCUCCAGCUGCCGAGGAGACGCUCGAGCAGAGUUCGCCAAGCCGUCCGCUUCGACUAGUCGGUAAAGGCGUCAAUCAAAACGCUUUCAGAGAAUUCUACGACCUCGGAAACAGUUUUGGGAGCAGGUUGUAUCACAAACCGGCUGGGAUCAGGACACCUCUCUCACGAGCUGCUGAGCUUGGGCAUGGGCCAUUGUCAAGCUCCUGCUCGAUCAUGGUGCCCGAGUAG
Fusarium falciforme is the source of this 3141-nucleotide messenger RNA. Its product is annotated as PNP-UDP-1 domain-containing protein. The coding region runs from base 1 to 3141 and encodes 1046 amino acids. Gene Ontology annotation, molecular function: catalytic activity; protein binding. The record is from RefSeq and is a predicted model, not a curated record. Gene Ontology annotation, biological process: nucleoside metabolic process. The transcript is spliced from 4 exons. NCBI's taxonomy places the organism in Eukaryota, Fungi, Ascomycota, Sordariomycetes, Hypocreales, Nectriaceae.